AAAAAAAAAAAGGCAAUAAUGUCACCUCAUUGAGUCAUAUUUACACUUAAAUUAAACCCUUUAUCAAGAUGUUAUCAUUCAGUUCUCAGCGAGAUGCUAUUAAUACGCAAUUCAAUCUUAUAACAGGAAAUUAGUAAAGAUUUGAAGAUAUAAGCCAAUGGUGAUGAUAUAAAUCGUCAAAACAGAAGACGGAUAUCCGUAAUGUACAAAGAAAGAUUAAAAAAGUAGUUUAAAAAAUAGUUGGAACACAAACUAGGCUUUUUAGAAACAAAAAAAAUGCAUUUAAUCCGUGAAAAUAAAAAUUGUAAUGUACGGGGUCCCUAAAGGGACAUCUUUCAAAAUUAAAAAAAAAAAGAAAAAUACCAGUGUGCACCAGUUACUAUUUUUUUUUUAAACUUUGAUCAGAGGUGAUAAACUCAUAUUAGUUCAGGGGCUACAUUCAACCCGUCUGAUCUUAAGUGGGCCGGACCAGUAUCAUGAUAGCAAAUUAACCCAUCGGUCAACCUAUUAUCUGUAACCCCGAGCCCCCCCUCAGUUGGAAAAAAAGGUCUCAACUAACCUAGUGGCCUAAUCACUUAUUGUUAUUAAUUGUUUUUCAUGUUUAUUUCCUCAUCUCUUUUUUUUGCCGGUUUAGUGUUUCCUUUGUUCCCCCUAGUGGCAGAAUUGGGUAUUGCGGCCAUUUCAGUAACCCUUCUGCUCUACAUUAAAAGUGGGGUCAUCUGGACCCUACAAGACAGUGCGCUGAACUUUUUUUUAUCAUUGAUUUUUGAGUUUCAGUAAUGUCCAUGGCAGACAUAAAAUCCUGCCCACCUUUGUCCACCUUUGUCAUGAAAGGAAUCACACAUCAAUUUGUGGUUGGAGUCAUCUGGACACCAAAGAGAGCGGAAAGAACCUUAACUCGACAAAAGAAUGUGCUAGAAACUUACUUUUUUCCAUGACAUCCUUAUUUUUUUCUAUCAAUGGAGGGCCAAACCUGGCCCGCGGCCCACAUGAGUAAUACCUCUGUCUGUUAUCUUUUCUGUAAAAAUAAAUAAAUAAAUAAUAAUAAUUGAAUGCAUUUUUUUCUGUCAAAAUAACUUCUGUGCUCCAACAUUUAUGAAACAUGAAACACUACCAUGGAUUGUAGUUUUUUUUUUUUUUAACCACGAACUCUUUUUCUAAUCUGUUUUGGAUGGAAUAUCAUCAAAUGUAAAGUUAUUUAUCAAAGGAUUUUGACUAAAAUUAAAAAUAUAAAAUAAAAUAUCAGCGGAACAGGGAUAGAAGGAUUAUUUAACAGAUGAGGUCUGACUGCACGGCUCCUCCGGUCAGCGCCGUGACUGCCGUCGCUUCACUGAUCCCAUUAUGACCGCAGCAUUCCCGGUUAGUCCCCGAUAAUGUGGCUCGUUUACGGCAUUCCUGACAGGAAGAAGGGGAAGCCGCUCCGCGUCAGAGCCUCCUGCCUCUUAUUUCCCUCCCGUUAGUACGUUUACAGCAACUCCCGGGCGGGUUGCCGUCCCUGUGUGGGCUUUUUUUUCUGGGAAUAUGGCUGUGCUGAAGAUCCAAGAGCAGCCAUCACUGUUAAAGGCAAUCUUCAGUGUGGACCCAGAUGAAGUGCGCUCCCUCAUAUUCAAAAAAGAAGAUGUGAACAUCCAGGACAGUGAGAAGCGGACGCCGCUGCAUGCUGCAGCCUACCUGGGAGAUGCUGAGAUUAUUGAACUCCUCAUCCUUUCAGGAGCAAGAGUUAACGCCAAAGAUAACAAGUGGUUGACUCCUCUUCACCGAGCUGUGGCUUCUUGUUGUGAGGAUGCCGUGGCAGUGCUGCUGAAGCACAGCGCGGACGUAAACGCUCGUGACAAAAACUGGCAGACGCCGCUGCACGUGGCAGCGAGCAACAAAGCAGUUCGCUGUGCCGAAGCGUUGGUGCCACAGCUCAGCAAUGUGAACGUAUCUGACCGGGCAGGACGCACCGCCCUGCACCACGCUGCCUUCAGUGGACACGCAGAGAUGGUAAGGUUGCUGCUGUCAAGAGGAUCCAAUAUUAACGCAUUUGACAAGAAGGACAGAAGAGCCAUCCACUGGGCAGCCUAUAUGGGUCAUCUAGAGGUCGUGAAGCUUCUGGUAGAAAGUGGAGCUGAGGUCGACUGUAAGGACAAGAAGGGCUACUCUCCUCUCCAUGCUGCUGCCUCCAGCGGCAUGAGUAGCACAGUGCACUACCUGCUCAGCCUGGGCGUCCAUGUGAAUGAGGCAAACAGCUAUGGUAAUACACCGCUCCACCUGGCCUGCUACAAUGGUCAGGAUGUUGUAGUUGGUGAGCUCAUUCAGGCAGGAGCCAAUGUCAACCAGGUGAAUGAAAGGGGAUUCUCUGCCCUUCACUUUGCCUCUUCCUCAAGGCAAGGAGCUCUGUGCCAGGAGCUGCUGCUGGCCCACGGAGCACGCAUCAACUUACGGAGCAAAGAUGGGAAGACCCCCCUCCACAUGGCAGCUACUCAUGGAAGAUUCUCCUGCUCCCAGGCUCUCAUUCAAAAUGGAGCCGAGGUUGACUGUGAAGACAAGAGCAGAAACACUGCGCUCCAUAUUGCUGCCCGCUAUGGCCACGAACUCAUCAUCACGGCUCUCCUCAAACAUGGAGCAAACACUGCCAGGAGGGGUAUUCAUGGGAUGCUUCCUUUACAUCUGGCUGCUCUCAGCGGCUUCUCGGAUUGCUGCAGGAAGCUGCUGUCCUCAGGGUUUGUGAUAGACACCCCCGAUGAAUUUGGGAGGACCUGUUUACAUGCUGCUGCCGCUGGAGGAAACCUGGAGUGUCUGAACUUGCUGUUGAAUGUAGGAGCGGAUUUUAACAGAAAAGAUCAUUUUGGAAGGGCUCCACUACACUAUGCAUCAGCCAACUGCAACUACCAGUCUGUGUUUGCCCUGGUGGGUUCUGGGGCGAGUGUUAAUGACCCGGACCAAAGGGGCUGCACCCCCUUACACUAUGCUUCUGCUUCUGACACCGAUGGAAAAUGUGUGGAGUAUCUGUUGAGAAAUGAUGCUGAUCCAAGAGUGAGAGACAAGCAGGGAUACACUGCUGUGCACUACGGUGCAGCCUAUGGACGCACACUCUGCCUGGAGCUGAUUGCCAGUGAAACACCUUUUGAUGUGUUAAUGGAAACGUCGGGAACAGAAAUCCUGAGGGACUCGGUGAGCCAGCUCCCACUGAGCCCACUCCAUCUGGCAGCUUUCCAUGGACACUGUGGAGCUCUGGAGGUCCUCUUGUCAUCUCUGUUGGAUGUGGACGUUCGCAGCCCAGAGGGCUGGACCCCCCUCAGCCUGUCGUGCUCCAGAGGUCAUCAUGAAUGUGUGUCCUUGCUGCUUCAUCAUGGCGCUUCACCCAUGAUCCACGACUACAUACACAAAAAGACAGCCUUACAUACUGCAGCUAUGAAUGGCCACGCAGAGUGCCUGCGACUGCUCUUGAGCAGCGAGAACCAGCACAUUAACGUGGACCCACAGGACUCCAGUGGACAGACUCCUCUGAUGUUAGCCGUGCUGAGCGGACACAUCGAGUGCGUGUACGCUCUGCUCAGUCAUGGAGCCAGCGUGGAGUCUCAGGACUGCUGGGGGAGGACAGCACUGCACCGCGGGGCGGUGACGGGCCAGGAGGAGUGUGUGGAGGCUCUGCUCCAGCAUCAGGCUGGAGUCUGUGUGAAGGACAUCCGCGGCCGGACGCCUCUGCAUUUAGCGUCGGCGUGUGGUCAUGUGGGCGUCCUGGGCGCCCUGCUGCAGACCGCCGGCUCUUCUCUCACUCACGCGCUCCUCACAGACAACCAGGGCUACACCCCCCUGCACUGGGCCUGUUACAACGGUUAUGAUGCCUGUGUGGAGUUGUUGUUAGAACAAGAGACGGUCAAGAACAUUAAAGGAAACUCCUUCAGCGCGCUGCACUGUGCUGUCAUGAGUGAUAAUGAGGGAGUGGCAGAGAUGUUAAUUGACUCUCUAGGAUCAAGUAUUGUCAAUGCCACAGAUGCUAAAGGAAGGAUCCCCCUUCAUGCGGCAGCCUUUUCUGACCAUGUGGAGUGUGUGUCCCUCCUCCUGAGCCAGGGAGCUCAGGUGAAUGUUGGAGACACACAGAUGCACAGGACUCCUCUGAUGAUGGCCGCUCUGAACGGACAGACCAACACUGUGGAGGUGCUGGUCAGCAGCGGUAAAGCAGAUUUGUCUCUGCAGGACACUGAGAGGAACACUGCACUGCAUCUAGCUUGUAGCAAGGGUCAUGAAACGAGUGCCUUGUUGAUCCUGGAGAAAAUCAGCGACAGGAACCUGGUCAACUGCACGAAUGCUGCUCUUCAAACGCCGCUGCACAUAGCAGCCAGGAGGGGGCUGACAGUUGUGGUCCAGGAGCUGCUGGGGAAAGGCGCCAGCGUUUUAGCAGUGGAUGAGAACGGUUACACUCCAGCUUUGGCCUGCGCUCCUAACCGCGACGUAGCGGACUGCCUCGCUCUUAUUCUCAACUCAAUGAUGCCCACCACUCCCAUGGUCACCAUAGCAGCCAUCCCCUCUCUGUCGCCCCCUCAGCCGGUGAUCAACCACCACCCGACCUCCAAGCACAAAGGUGUGGCCUUCGACACGCCGACCCCGUUGCGGGCUGACCACGCCUCUCACUGCAGGCCGGAGCGACUCAUGCGCUCCGUCUCCACAGACGACGAACUGAACGACUCGGACUCGGAGACGUAUUGAGGACUUGACGCUGGCACAGUAGCCAGGGACUCAGGAGACUAGAAAAUAUAAUAAACGAGACUAAAGACAGAGGAUCAAAACAGAUUAUUUUAGCUAAACUAAAAAAAAAAUCUUUUAUUUAAAGCAGAUACUUGUUUCCUUAAGGUGCAGUCCCGAUAAUACAAGCUAACAUGAACAUGACCAGUGUCUUUAACACUUUUAGCAGUAUUUUCCUCAACUAAGCUCCAUCUUGAUGCAGUAUUUUAAAUGGUUAUAAGCCCUCAAAGGGGUAUUUUCAACACAAAAAGAAAAACCUUUUGUCCAGUAGAAUUGUGUAAAAAAAGGCACAUUUAUGGGACCAGCUCAAGUUUUCUUUUUCUUACUUUUUUAUAACCACAAAGCUCCUUUUUGAGCUGUUGUGACUGACAGAGGACCAUCACUGAUAAACAUUAACAAAGAAACACCUUCAGAUUUGUUGGAGAAAACCUCACUUUUGAAACCUUUCUAGAGGAGAUUUGGUUUUUAAGUGGAUUCUGACAGAAUAUGGAUGUAAAAUCUGUUUAUUACGCAGAUUAUUCAUGUCUUUCCAUAAUUUAACAGCAAGUUAGACUUGAUUUUCCCCCCCCAAAAAAGCAAUAAAGCUUAAAUGGAUACUCUGUUACUAAAUCCUUUAUUUAACAAACACAAGUACCAAUUGUUUGCAGUGUUGUCAUUGAUCAUUUAUACAUUUUUUAUUGUGUUACAUCACUUUUAUUUAAGCUUUUUUAGUGUUUAACGUUAAAAUUAAUUAACAUUCAUGUUUAAAAACGAUCCUGCUCCACCCAGGAAUCCAGCAGAGAGACUUAAAAAGUCCUCUCAAAACAUUCUCACAAUCCUAAAAUCUGCCUAAUUAUUCACGCUCUGCUGGACAUUAUUAAUAAAGACAGAUCUGGACUCAUCAAGCUCAGACAUCAUGUCUAUGAAGACAGUGGAGUGAGUUCAUCAUGCAGAAAAAGCAGCUUUGAGCUUCCAGAUCAAUACUGAUCAAACUGAGUGGUCGAAACCUCAACAGUUACAGCAGCUGCUCAUUUGGGGGCGCUGUUGCCUGAAACAAGAUUUGACCAGGAAGGUAAAUAAGCAUAAAAAAUGAACUAGCCACCAAUGCUGUUUUGAUUUUAUGCACCUCCACAUUACUCCACCUUCACCAGGACUUUGUUUGUGUUUAAGAUUCAUGCUGUAAGAUGAUUUACCUCUUUUUCAUAGCACACAGUGUCCAAAUUCCCUCACUACUUAGUGCACCAUAUAGCAAUUUUACAAGCUGUCUGAAUCUACAAUUCAAAACCCUGAAACCUGGAAAUUUCCCAGAAGUCACCGCAAAAAACUAGUGUGCGCCACUAGAUUGGCGAAUACAGACCACAAUGCAUUGGGUUUGGAUGAUUUUUCUUAUUAAACAUUUUAUGGAAUUUAUUUUUUCCAAGGUUUGAACAUCAGGACUCGGUGAAUUAAAAAAAUAGUCUUUGUAGGUUGUUCAAAUUCUUCAAGUUUUUACUUCAUCAAAUGGCUGACAUCAUAUUUGGCCUUUAAAUUUAAAAAUAGUAGCGGGCAUGAGUCCGAAUCACAUUAAAAGUUAGAGUACUGAUAGUCUUUUAGGGGGUUAGGGAGGAGUGAGGGAAUUCAGACAUAGUCGGAUUGUCACCGUGUAUAAGUCUGUCCUUGAACCACACCAAGAUUCAUUUGCACGUGAAUCCAGACUCUUAUUUUUAGGGGAACCAGAGCUGACUUGUUUUGUUUACCCUAUUGACUGUAUAUGAGAACUGGACUGAAUGACUCCUCCCCCUUCUCAUUCCAAAAAGGAAGUACCCACUGGUUCCAAGAAGCCAAAAUCCCGCAGACUACUAUUGAGAAACAAACAGCUGACUCACACAUGUCAGUAUUCUUACUCUACUACCUUUUUUAUGACGUUCUUAUUUAUCUGAAUUAUUUUUGUAAUGUUUUGUCUUUAUCACAAGUUAUUCAAAUUAUAAACUGGCCCAUCAAAUGCCUCAGUAAAAGUAUGCAACCUCAUGUUGACACAUUUGAUUGAAAGAGUCUUCCUAUAAGCUCACUCCUGAUUGGUGAGAGCGGUUGCCAUAGAAACGUUGAAUGAGACCGACUUGGGCCAAUCACGUUGUCUGGUUCCAACAUGGUGACCUUUGUAUCGUGAAUAAAUGGUGACUGAAUUGACUUUGUUUGGCUGGAGUAGUAGUAAGCCAUUUUCUAUGGGUGGCAUCACACCCACUCAGUCCAGUUAUCAUAUACUGUCAACAGUUUUCACUCCAGCAGUCUAGACGAUCCAACGUGAAAACCUCGUAAAAUCCCAACUAUUAAUUGCUGAAAUGUAUGUUCAUUUUGUUAAAAUGAUUUUAUGGCCACAAAAAUGGAAACUCUUUCUGUUUAUCUCAGACCAUGUCCACGAAACAUGUAUAGGUACUUGUGCCCACUCCUUUUAUUGGUUCAAACUAAAUAUUUAAGUUUUUCUGUUUUUUUUUCUUUUCAUAUUUUCUGGAACUUCUUGCUGUAUGUCUGUAAUGUGUAGGGAAAGGAAUAUGUGAAUACAUUUUUGUGUAUGUGUGUAAAUAUGUCUGUAUGAACGAUGGGAGAGACGGAAAAAAAAACAAAAAAGGCCUUUUUAGAAAUAUGCAAAUUUCUGACGAGAUGGAUGCUACCCGGUGCAGUAUUUGUAAAAAAGUAAAACAGUAAUAAACAGAUUUGAUUUCUGAUGUUUUA
Oryzias melastigma (Indian medaka) is the source of this 7416-nucleotide messenger RNA. It is a transcript of the gene ankrd28a, whose product is annotated as serine/threonine-protein phosphatase 6 regulatory ankyrin repeat subunit A. The transcript has 29 exons. Gene Ontology annotation, molecular function: protein binding. The record is from RefSeq and is a predicted model, not a curated record. Gene Ontology annotation, cellular component: cytoplasm. Bases 1522 to 4692 code for a protein of 1056 amino acids. NCBI's taxonomy places the organism in Eukaryota, Metazoa, Chordata, Actinopteri, Beloniformes, Adrianichthyidae.